Molecule: messenger RNA, 2136 nt
Organism: Thyridium curvatum
Lineage: Eukaryota; Fungi; Ascomycota; Sordariomycetes; Thyridiales; Thyridiaceae
Exons: 1
Coding region: 1-2136 (711 amino acids)
Source: RefSeq, a predicted model, not a curated record
AUGUCGACGAACGCGAACCUCCCUCCGGGAGCCUUCAUCACCAGCAUCAACGGGAAGAGGUGCACCGCAGUGCCCAAGAACGCCAAUGGAGCGGGGAACGGCAACGCCGCAACGCGCUCCUCCGCCGUGCAGAGUGCGACCACGAGAGCCUCGACAACGGCCCAGGCCUCUUCGAGCCCUCAAGGCUCAUCCAGCUCCUCAAGCAGUACGACGAGCUCCUCCCUUGUGCAGAUAAGCACCACCACAUCAAAUCCUCCUCCUCCCCCAUCGUCAUCUUCACCACCACCACCACCACCACCGCCGCCGCCACCGCCACCACCACCUUCAUCCGCCGCGUCAAUAUCAAGACCGGCUGCAUCUGUGUCACUAGCAUCACCACCCCCACCCCCACCACCCUCAUCCUCAAGAGCAUCAUCCACAGUGAUACAUCCCUCACCAUCAAUAGCACUGCCCAACGCGGCCAUCCCGGCGAUACUUGUCCCCGAGGCAAGCAAAUCGACGGCGGCUGCCUCCCCUGCACCCAGUGCCGUGCCCCCAGACUCCGCGGUGACUGCUGUACCCCAGACCAGUCGAGCUGAUGAGAGCAUACCAGCCACAUUGGCUACAGUGCAAACCACUUCUCAACCAUUAGCAAUUAGCGAAGCCACGGGAACAUCCGUAGCGGAUUCAAAACCGCCCGCGGUGGAGUCGCCCACCAUCUCUGACGCAGCAGCGCCCCUUUUCACGACAAUCGGGACGGCAGCCCCCUCGAAGGGCGCCAACGGGGCGGCGGUCGGCGCCAGCACCGACUCGACAUCGACCGACGCAGCAGGCAAUUCCGUCUCCUCGUCCGGCGGAACUUCGGCAAGCACGACCAUCGCCAUUGCAGGCGGCGUCAUCGGUGGAGUGGCUCUGCUCAGCCUGGUCGCCUUCCUCUGGUGGUUCUGGCGCCGCCGUGUCAUCAAGAAGCGACGCAGCACGCUCCUCACGCCCCUCUCGGCCGACCCCACGAAUGAACGAGGCGACGGGGAGAAGGGACCGUAUGUCAUCAACCGAGGGAGCAUCGGGCCGACGCCCAGGACCGAGCGGAUCAAGGCAUCGUUUGAUGCCAAUCUCAAACGACUGAAGGGGAGAGUCAGCCAGCUCAUGACCCGCAACAGCGCGUCGCCCAACGGAGACUUGGACCGCGGUAACUCGCAGUUCAUGAUGAGCACGGCUCCGAGCCACAGCCGCUCGAGCUCGGUCGAGCAGGGCAAAGUGACGACCUUGAAGAAUCAGCUGAUGGAUUUCAUGAGUCGUCUGACUGCCGGUGCCGUUUUCACAAAGAACGGCCCGAGCCAGAGGGCCAACAAUGCGUCGGCCACGCAGGAGAAAGGGCCCACCAACUACAACUCACAACCCGACUUUUUGACUCUGCUGGGCAUGGACGAUCGCCAGCUAGAGCGGGAAGCCCAGAAACGCCGCAUGAGCGCCCGCCGCGUCAACGGCAGCGCGUCGUCGACCGACCACUUCCUCGGCGGGCUCAACCUCGACUUCAACAACAACGACCCCUUCAGCGACUCCAACGCCAUCGCGCACACCUCGGCCCAGCCGGCCCCCCUCACCGUGGGCGGCAGCCAGGCCAAUACUACCACCACCACCGGCAACCCCUUCUCGGACGCAAACGCCAUCCCGCAGGCGCCCAAGCCGACCACGUACGUGGCCGACAUCCGGAGGUCGCGGGGCCAGUCGGUCAGCCAGGCGAACCGGCCGCCCAGCAGCUUCCGGGCCCCGGAGUCGGUCUACCGCGAGUCGGUCAACAGCGUCGACACGGCCUACGGCCCGCGCCGCAACAAGUUCCGCUCCGACCCCUUCGACCUGGAGCGGCCCGAGCUCCUGGGCGGGGCCGCGGGCCGCACGACGAGCAGCAACGUCAGCACGGCGGGCUCGUCGGCGCCGAGGCUCAGCGACAUCUCGUCGCACGACGGCAGCAGCAGGCUGAGCGGGGGCGUGGGCACGGGGUCGGUGCGCAAGCCGGGCCGGGCUCACGAGCGGAGCGAGAGCUUCACGAGCAAGUACUCUAGCGGCGUGAGCCUGGGCGAGUGGAGCGACCCGGGCCCGGACGUGGGGCCUGCGGCGUCGGCUAAGAAGACGGAUGGCGUGGGGAGGGCGAUGUGA